Rubroshorea leprosula is the source of this 672-nucleotide messenger RNA. The record is from the annotation of a GenBank genome assembly. Lineage: Eukaryota; Viridiplantae; Streptophyta; Magnoliopsida; Malvales; Dipterocarpaceae.
AACCCACACAACUGGAUGCCUUUCUAUUGGGAUCUAUGAGGAUCGACUGGUUAGCAGCUAAAAGAGGAGGAGUUAGGCCGACACCUUUAGAGUCAUACUUGUUGACUCACACGACUCGCCGACCUAAUGCUCCAAAAGAUGCCCCACCCGCUUGGAUAUGUCCACAGGCUGAGCAAACAUAUGACGAUGCUCACCAAAAAUAUGUGGAGAAGCAUGGGCCAAACAAGGAUUCAUGGCCAGAAUGGGAUCCAGUUAUCUGGAAGGAGGUGGUUGGACCUCCUAAAAAGGGUCAGAUGAGAGGGAUGUCUACAUUACAGGAUCCAGCAGAGCAUGGCAUCCCUUGGCGACGGUAUGACAUGAGUGACGCCUCCUCUUCUACCACCAGGAUUCUUACGACAUAGGUUCAGUAGUUGCAGUCUGAGCUUAUUCAAGUUCGGGAAGAAAUGGCUGAGCGAGUUCAGACAGAGGUAGUCGCACGUAUUCAUACAGAGGUAUCAUAGAGAGUAUCAAAGAUGGAGGCCAGCUUUGAGAGGAGAUUUCAAGAGCACAUGCGCUUACUUAGCUAGCAAUAUUCUAUGAAUGCUACAUAACCCCAGACUGAUUAUCCUUCUUCUGCACCACCCCAGACUGCUGAUCCUUCUUUUGAAGGAUUUAGACCUGAUCACUUCCCAC